Neomonachus schauinslandi (Hawaiian monk seal) is the source of this 1667-nucleotide messenger RNA. It is a transcript of the gene RORB, whose product is annotated as RAR related orphan receptor B. The record is from RefSeq and is a predicted model, not a curated record. Lineage: Eukaryota; Metazoa; Chordata; Mammalia; Carnivora; Phocidae. The coding region runs from base 38 to 1417 and encodes 459 amino acids. Gene Ontology annotation, cellular component: nucleus. Gene Ontology annotation, biological process: regulation of transcription by RNA polymerase II. The transcript has 10 exons. Gene Ontology annotation, molecular function: zinc ion binding; RNA polymerase II cis-regulatory region sequence-specific DNA binding; nuclear receptor activity.
GCUUCAUGACUACGCGGAGCGGGAGAGCGGCCACACCAUGCGAGCACAAAUUGAAGUGAUACCAUGCAAAAUUUGUGGCGAUAAGUCCUCUGGGAUCCACUACGGAGUGAUCACGUGUGAAGGCUGCAAGGGCUUCUUCAGGAGGAGCCAGCAAAACAAUGCCUCUUAUUCCUGCCCAAGGCAGAGAAACUGUUUAAUCGACAGAACCAACAGAAACCGUUGCCAACACUGCCGACUGCAAAAGUGUCUUGCCCUGGGAAUGUCGAGAGAUGCUGUGAAGUUCGGCAGGAUGUCCAAGAAGCAGAGGGACAGCCUGUAUGCUGAGGUGCAGAAGCACCAGCAGCGGCUGCAGGAACAGCGGCAGCAGCAGAGCGGGGAGGCCGAAGCCCUGGCCCGGGUGUACGGCAGCAGCAUCAGCAACGGCCUCAGCAGCCUCAACAGCGAGGCCGGCGGCACUUACGCCAACGGACACGUCAUCGACCUGCCCAAGUCCGAGGGGUAUUACAGCGUGGAUUCCGGCCAGCCGUCCCCUGAUCAGUCAGGACUUGACAUGACUGGGAUCAAACAGAUAAAGCAAGAGCCUAUCUAUGACCUCACGUCCGUACCCAACUUGUUUACCUAUAGCUCUUUCAACAACGGGCAGCUAGCGCCAGGGAUAACGAUGACCGAAAUCGAUCGAAUUGCACAGAACAUCAUUAAGUCCCAUCUGGAGACAUGUCAGUACACCAUGGAGGAGCUACACCAGCUGGCGUGGCAGACCCACACCUAUGAAGAAAUUAAAGCGUAUCAAAGCAAGUCCAGGGAAGCACUAUGGCAGCAAUGCGCCAUCCAGAUCACGCACGCUAUCCAGUACGUGGUAGAGUUCGCCAAGCGGAUAACGGGCUUCAUGGAGCUCUGUCAAAAUGAUCAAAUUCUACUUCUGAAGUCAGGUUGCUUGGAAGUGGUUUUAGUGAGAAUGUGCCGUGCCUUCAACCCAUUAAACAACACUGUUCUGUUUGAAGGAAAAUAUGGAGGAAUGCAGAUGUUCAAGGCCUUAGGUUCUGAUGACCUGGUGAAUGAAGCAUUUGACUUUGCAAAGAAUUUAUGUUCCUUGCAGCUGACUGAGGAGGAGAUUGCUUUGUUCUCAUCUGCUGUUCUGAUAUCUCCAGACCGAGCCUGGCUGAUAGAACCAAGGAAGGUCCAGAAGCUUCAGGAAAAAAUUUAUUUUGCACUUCAACAUGUGAUUCAGAAGAAUCACCUGGAUGAUGAGACCUUGGCAAAGUUAAUAGCCAAGAUCCCCACCAUCACGGCGGUCUGCAACUUGCACGGGGAGAAGCUGCAGGUAUUCAAACAAUCACAUCCAGACAUAGUGAAUACACUCUUUCCUCCAUUAUACAAGGAGCUCUUUAAUCCUGACUGUGCCACCGUCUGCAAAUGAAGGCGACCAGAGGAUUGUCUCCUAGUCAUGGAAUGCAUCACCAUUAAGACAAAAAGCAAUGUGUUCAUGAAGACUUAAGAAAAAAUGUCUACUGCAACAUUAGGAAUGUCCUGCACUUAAUAGAAUUAUUUUUCACCGCUACAGUUUGAAGAAUGUAAAUAUGCACCUGAGUGGGGCUCUUUUAUUUGUUUGUUUUUGAAAUGACCAUAAAUAUACAAAUAGAGGACACUGGGUGUUGUUUUUUUUUUUU